This is a messenger RNA of Brassica rapa (field mustard), 710 nucleotides long. RefSeq names its product monothiol glutaredoxin-S13. The record is from RefSeq and is a predicted model, not a curated record. Lineage: Eukaryota; Viridiplantae; Streptophyta; Magnoliopsida; Brassicales; Brassicaceae.
UUUAAUCUAAUCUCUUACCAAUCCAUCACAACUAAACAAGACUCUCUCUCUCUCUCCCUCUCUCUUGUCUCUCUUCUCUCUCUAAAUCAAUUAUGCAAAAAGCAAUAAGAGCAUACGAGUCAUCGUGGACGAAGACCACACCGGCCAAUAGCAUUUUCCGUCCAAAGAAUGAAGAUAAACCAUCAUCAUCAUUAUCAUGGCUAACAUCAUCACCAUCACCACAAAAGCCAUCAUCUUCAAGCACUAAGAAAUCAAGCUAUAACGUUUUGGUGAUGGAGAAUGCUGUGGUGGUGUUUGCGAGGAAGGGUUGUUGUAUGGGACAUGUGGUGAAAAGGUUGUUACUGACACACGGCGUGAACCCAUUAGUAGUUGAGAUUGACGAAGAAGACAAUAACGAUAUGAUCAUAAGUGAUUUGGGUAAAACUGUUAUUAAUAAAGAGAACUUACCAGUCAUGUUCAUAGGAGGAAAGUUGUUUGGAGGAUUGGAGAAUCUGAUGGCUGCUCAUAUUAAUGGUGAUUUAGUGCCUACUCUCAGACAAGCUGGGGCUUUAUGGCUUUGAUUCAAUAUGAUUUUCCUCUUAAUCUUUUUCCGUGUUGCAUUAUUUGUGAAUAUAUUUUUGGCAAUGUUUUAAACUAUGUGAAUUUUUAAUCAAUUGUUAUGUAACACAUAAAAGUUUAUCAAAGAACAAUAAAAAACAUUUUUCUUGUAA